AUGGCCGCUAUGUUCAUCUUGCUUCUUGGACUCUCCAUGCUUAGCUCCCAAAUGAAAGGGACACAAUCCAUCGGAGUAUGCUACGGAAGAAACGGUGAUAACCUACCGCCGGCGUCAGAAGUUAUAGAUCUCUACAAAUCCAACGUCAUCGCCCAAAUGCGAAUCUAUGAUCCAGAUCAAUCCGUCCUUCAAGCCCUUAAAGGAUCCAACAUAGAUCUCAUCCUAGAUGUCCCCAAAGACAAACUCCAAUCCCUCGCUUCAAACCCUUCGGUCGCCGCCGACUGGGUCCAAACCAACGUCAAGAGCUUUUCUCCCGAUGUCAAAUUCAAGUACAUCGCCGUCGGCAACGAGAUCAAGCCCAGCGACGCUGAGUCCAAAUACGUUCUCCCCGCCAUGCAAAACGUCCACAACGCCAUCGCUUCCGCCGGCCUCCAAGACCAGAUCAAAGUCUCCACCGCCAUAGAGUUUGGCCUCCUCGGCACCUCCUACCCGCCCUCUGACGGAUCCUUUAAGGACGACGCAAAAACCUACAUAAACCCUAUUAUAACCUUUCUCGCCAGCAACGGUUCCCCGCUUCUGGCCAAUGUGUACCCCUAUAUUAGUUACAUCGGUGAUCCCCAAAAUAUCCAACUUCAGUACGCCUUGUUCACCGCCCCCGGCGUCGUCGUCCAUGACCCGAACAGCAACCUCGACUACCGGAACCUCUUUGAUGCCCUAAUGGAUGCUCUAUACUCUGCUCUCGAGAAGUCCAACGGCGCGAACGUGGAAAUUGUUGUGUCGGAGAGCGGGUGGCCGUCGGCCGGCGAGGCGGCGGCGACGACGGAGAAUGCAGGGACUUAUAACAAGAACUUGAUUGAUCAUGUUAAGGGAUCAGGCGGAACCCCCAAGAAGCCUGGACGAGCAAUCCAGACUUAUUUGUUUGCCAUGUUUGAUGAGAAUAAGAAGCCGGGUGCUCCCACGGAGCAGCACUUUGGUCUUUUCUCGCCUGACAAACAACCCAAGUACCAAAUUAGCUUUAAUUAAAUUCGUAUUUUUCAUAUACGGAUCUUGUGGGAGAGUGGCUAGCUUCUGGUGUAUCUCACUGUAAUAAAGGCUUGUUCAUGGGAAAAGCUAUUUAUGCUAUAAUAUUAUAUUGGAAUAAGAUUUUCUAA
Messenger RNA from Malania oleifera, 1151 nucleotides. Its product is annotated as glucan endo-1,3-beta-glucosidase-like. The record is from RefSeq and is a predicted model, not a curated record. Gene Ontology annotation, biological process: carbohydrate metabolic process. Bases 1 to 1023 code for a protein of 340 amino acids. NCBI's taxonomy places the organism in Eukaryota, Viridiplantae, Streptophyta, Magnoliopsida, Santalales, Ximeniaceae. Gene Ontology annotation, cellular component: plasma membrane. Gene Ontology annotation, molecular function: hydrolase activity, hydrolyzing O-glycosyl compounds. The transcript is spliced from 2 exons.